Messenger RNA from Spathaspora passalidarum NRRL Y-27907, 1511 nucleotides. RefSeq names its product Gig1p (gene GIG1). Lineage: Eukaryota; Fungi; Ascomycota; Pichiomycetes; Serinales; Debaryomycetaceae. Gene Ontology annotation, cellular component: cytoplasm. The record is from RefSeq and is a predicted model, not a curated record. Gene Ontology annotation, biological process: N-acetylglucosamine metabolic process. The transcript has a single exon. Bases 773 to 1489 code for a protein of 238 amino acids.
UGCACGCUAUUCGUCUUGGAUUAAAUUUGAGACAAAUUAAGCCAAAAAACACUCUCGUAAGCUCAUAUGUCUCGGUUAGGCUGGAUUUGAAUCAAAUAUAUAUUCUAGAAUUUAUAAAACUUCAAAAUAAACUUGAAUUAAACAGAGCAAGAAGAUAUAAUUCUAAGUUUCUUUCAACUGACCCUCUUGCUAGAUGACUGAGUUGGAAUAAAGUUGAGUUUUUACCAAUUGUUAACGACUGUUAACGGGAGACAAUUAAUUUCGUUACAUCAAACGAAUACAGCCAAAAUUUUGCACCAAAAAAUGUGAAAUCGCUAGAUGACUAAAAGCUCAAGCUAACUCAACCCGACACUACAUAACACAAGAUAUGUAAACAUGCAGAAGACAACAACACGAAGAAGGACAUUCUUAUCUCGUGCUUUACUUCAAGGCGUAUUCUUUGUACUGCAAAAAAAUUCAUAGUUCAAGUUUUCCCCAACAAUCGAAAAUGUAACAUCAAGAAUGCCGAUGUAACAGAAUUAGAUUUUGAUAGUCAUCAUGAAUUUCUUUUUUCCAUAUAAAAUAAAUCCAGGGUAGAUUUGACAGAUGUAUGCCUAUAAAAGAGAUCGUGGUCCCCUAGGGUAUCAAUAAUCAUUCCACAUAUGCUUCUUGUAUUUUCUUCUAUUUAUUUUAUGUUUUUCCUAUGUAGUCCUUUUCAUUUCUCCAAAUCUUGAUACCCUUCCCCCCAAUUUCAAUUACUCAUUAAAUUCGCGCCACGAAAAACAUAAUAUAAAUGACUAGUCUUCAAACUCCUCCAGCUACUCCGGUUCAAGAAUUUUAUUCACAAUUCAACAUUUCAGUAACUCAGAGCAGCCUCAUGCCUAGUGCAUCUAAGAUCAAGCAUGGAGAUCCCUUUAGUUGGGAAGACACCAAGUUCAUUGUAAAAUCUAAUCAGUUGGAAAUCUUCGCCAGGCUGGAAAAAGAAACUCACAGAUAUCAUAAAUUCAAAGCCUGGCUUAAGGAAAAUGAAAUGACCGUGAAUGAUUACUUGCUUAGUCUGCAAUUAGAAUGGAAGGAAAGUGAUAUCCGUACUCAAACGAGAGAAUACCCUCAAGAAUAUGACUUGAAUCAUCCAGAAGAUUUGAUCUUUUUCAAUUCUGAUGAUGUUAAAAUUAUACCCAACAAAUUCCCCUAUUAUUUUGAUACCAAUGUUAGACACUUGUGUGUCUGGUCGAAAUUAAUAGUACCAGCAGAUAGAGAAAGUGUGGUUGGUGAUAUUUCUCCACGUACCAAGAGAUUAGUCCAUAGAUAUCUUGAAAAAACAUUUGUGGAACGUGGGGUUUCAUGGGAUCAAAUACUUUGGUUUAAAAAUUGGUUGAGCUUACAAAGUGUUAGAGCUGUGAGCCACUUUCAUGUACUCCUCCGUGACGUUGAUGAUGCAUUGUUAGAUGAAUUAAUUGGUACAAGUGGGGAAAUGUUAACUAUAGAAGAUUAUAGAGAAUUAUUAUAGAAAUAUAGAAAUGUACUUUUUU